Molecule: messenger RNA, 558 nt
Organism: Meloidogyne enterolobii
Lineage: Eukaryota; Metazoa; Nematoda; Chromadorea; Rhabditida; Meloidogynidae
Source: the annotation of a GenBank genome assembly
AUGCUGGAUCCAAAUGAAAACAUCUGGAAAAUACAGAGCAGAUGGACUAGCGGUUCAGGGCGCUUUUUAUUGGAAAAACGAGAUCAGGUGCCUGGGAAGUAUUUUGACAAGGUACCCAAAUUAUCCAUCUAUCCCAACCUAAAAAUUUUUUUGAAGAGUCGGAAGCCUUCUGAACGUCCAAGAAGUCCACUCUUCUACUAUUCAAUGCCUUCCUGCGCCAUCCCUUCAGUUUCCGGCUCGAAUUCGCCUGUGACUGGAAUAACCGGAAUAACUAUUGCACAGCCCUUCUCCAAGCCUCCAUCACACCAUGCUUCCUCUUCUGCAAGCACACCUCUAAGAAAGAUAUCGUUGUCGAAUAUGAGGCCGAUACAAAUUCAGAAGAGGAUUAGUCGAUUUGGGAAAUCCUUUACAUUGGUAAUUUUGAGUUACCGUAUUUUCUGUAAUAGAGCAUCUGGGGCUGUGUCUUUCAAACAUCUUCCGGAUGGGAGGUGGGAACUGGAGAGGUUCUCUAAUAAGGAGUGGAGGGGGUCUCUAUUGAGGAGUGGAGAGGAUCUCUAG